UGAAUUUCUCUCUCUCUCUUGGUACAAGCUAGCUAGAAUCGAGCUUGCUACUCCUCGAUCUCUCUUCUUCUUCUUCGUCUUCUUCUUGGAGUGGUGGUGGACAGCAGAAGCACCGAUCGGUGUCGAUCUCGUCGAGCUGCAAGAAUUCGAGGGGUAGCAGCAGCAGCUAGGAGCUAGCUAGGCGGCCAUGAAUUCGCUGAGCAUGGUGGAGGCGAGGCUGCCGCCGGGGUUCAGGUUCCACCCGCGGGACGACGAGCUCGUGCUCGACUACCUGGCCAGCAAGCUCGACGGCGGCGGCGGCGGCGCGGCGGUGGCCACCGUCUACGGCUGCCCGGCCAUGGUCGACGUCGAUCUCAACAAGUGCGAGCCCUGGGACCUUCCUGAGAUUGCUUGUAUUGGGGGCAAGGAGUGGUACUUCUAUAGCCUUAGGGAUAGGAAGUAUGCCACUGGCCAAAGAACAAAUAGAGCAACUGAAUCAGGGUACUGGAAGGCCACGGGGAAGGAUCGCCCAAUAAGCCGGAAGGGGUUGCUCGUUGGCAUGCGAAAAACCCUAGUGUUCUACAAAGGUAGAGCCCCAAAGGGGAAGAAGACUGAGUGGGUCAUGCAUGAAUUCCGCAAGGAAGAACAAGGCGAUGCGAUGAAGUUGCCUCUCAAGGAGGACUGGGUCUUGUGUAGAGUGUUCUACAAGAGUAGGGCAACCAUUGCCAAGCUGCCCACAGAUAUCUACAAUGACAACAGUGUGGCCACAACUUCACUGCCUCCUCUCAUUGACAACUACAUUGCCUUUGACCAGCCUGGUUCUUCCAUGCAAAACCUAGAGGGCUAUGAGCAAGUGCCCUGCUUCUCCAAUAAUCCCUCUCAUCCAUCGUCGUCGACGAUGAACAAUCUUCCAUUAACACCGUCGACGGCCAUGGCUGAUCAAGAGCAAAACAUGGGUAGGGCGAUCAAGGAUGUGCUGAGCCAAUUCACCAAGUUUGAAGGCAAUGUGAAGAGGGAGGCACUUCAAAGUAAUUUUUCCCAGGAUGGAUUUGAUUACUUAGCUGAGAGUGGAUUCACACAAAUGUGGAAUUCACUCAGUUGAUUUUCGAAGGAGAUUAUACAUAUAUAUUGCUGCGAAUUGAGGAGGAGACUAUUAAAGUGUGGCUAUGUGCUAUUGCAUGUAAUUGUGGUAUAGACGUAUAAUACCAUUCUAGAUUUCUAGCUCACAUUAUUUGCAAAAGAAAAUAGUGACCAGAAAAGAAUGAUUAUUAUCAAUGAUGUAAAUACAUUAUUUGUGUACUAGGGUGUGAUGGAAAAUUAGUGCAUGAUCCUAAAA
This is a messenger RNA of Oryza brachyantha (malo sina), 1315 nucleotides long. RefSeq names its product NAC domain-containing protein 21/22-like. The transcript has 3 exons. The record is from RefSeq and is a predicted model, not a curated record. NCBI's taxonomy places the organism in Eukaryota, Viridiplantae, Streptophyta, Magnoliopsida, Poales, Poaceae. Gene Ontology annotation, molecular function: DNA binding. Gene Ontology annotation, biological process: regulation of DNA-templated transcription. The coding region runs from base 188 to 1081 and encodes 297 amino acids.